AUGUGGGCGGGAAGUAAAACGAGCCGCAUCGCGUGCUUCACACGCGACGCGUUUCGUCGCACUCAGCUGAUUGCUGUCAUGGAGGAAGAGAUGUGCUCGCUCGUUUACAAACUCGAGCAGAAGUACCUGGACGAUGACGACGCCUACAUGGAUCAAGAUCUUGUGCUCACUAAUUUUACUGGGAGCUCACCAUGUAAGAUGGCCAGUAAACGUGCUCUCGAAUUGGUCGUGCUGAACAAUGCCAAUAUUUCACAUUUGGGUGAUGUCACACAGGUUUCAACGCUCAUGCAGCAUGUCGCUGAGGCCGAUCUUGCCUGGAAUAGGAUACGAUGGGAUUGUGUGGUGGCUUUGCUUAAACACCUACCACGGCUGCGUACACUAAACCUCAGUUAUAACCCGUUGGAUGAUGAGAUUGCCGUUGACCUGCCGCCGGCUCCACUAUUACACACACUGAUUUUGAAUGGAACAAAUCUUUCACUCGAUUCACUGUCAGUAAUCCUGAAAAACACCCCCUCAUUGCAAGAAUUGCAUCUGUCAGACAAUAAACUUGAUCUUUCGUCUGAUGACAUGUCACCGAUGAACGAGACGGUGAAGACAAUCCACUUGAACAGGUGUCGUAUUGAUGAUUGGGGUCUAAUCGUUCGUCUGAUGCAUCGAUUUCCCAGUCGUAAGACGGUGUUUCUUUGUGAGAAUCCGAUAAAAAAAGUCGCACAUCAGCCGUCCAACGAUGAACUGACGACACUCGAAUCGUUGAAUCUCGCCAAGACGGAAAUCUCCGACUGGGACAGCAUCGAUAAUCUGGAUCGGUUGCCAUCAUUGACAGAUCUACGAGUACUUGCCAUUCCAUUGUUGGAAUCGCUGACGGAAGAGGAACGAACUCAUCUGGUCAUUGCCCGAGUUCGUAAUCUUCGUGUACUGAAUGGGUCGAUCAUUACACCCGAGCAACGGGAGCAAUCUGAGCGUUACUUUAUUCGUUAUUAUCAGGUUCGUCUUUUGUUUGCGUUCGCCUCGUCCAGAUGGCCUUUGUCGGCGUCUUUUGACGCAGCAGGAAAGCCGCCCGUCGUCAUUCUACACCCAUUACAGGAUCGAGACGAUAAACCGCACCAUUACAAGCGUCUCAUAGAAAAACAUGGCCAUGUCGAACGACUGGCUAAAGUAGAUCUUACACCUAAAUCGACUGCUCACGUGCAGGUGCUUUGCGAGGAGACCAACUAUCAAGCCAAACUCCGUAUCAAUCUUAACAAAAGCGUCGGACAACUGAUGAAAUCGCUGGAGAAGCAGUGUGGCAUACCGUAUUCACGGCUACGAAUGUUUCUCACGACGAAGGAUGGCUGGGUUGAGGAGUUCCGAUAUCCUGGCAUGUCAUUGCACAGUUAUCGUAUCGAAGACGAUGACGUUCUCAAUUUGCAGUCAAAGAUUGUCUCCACACGUCGCCGACCAUUACACAAGACCGGCACAUGA
Ostertagia ostertagi is the source of this 1461-nucleotide messenger RNA. The record is from the annotation of a GenBank genome assembly. NCBI's taxonomy places the organism in Eukaryota, Metazoa, Nematoda, Chromadorea, Rhabditida, Trichostrongylidae.